UUACAUUUUUAACAUCUCAUAUUCACCCUCUUUAUCCUGGUAAUUUAAUGAGACCACUUACUGUAAUGGCACCUUUUGGGAGCGUGGGAGGAAAUCAGAGCAACUACAGCAAACCUAUGCAUCCAUUUUGAUCUUCUGUCUCUUCCAGUGCAGAUGAAACAAGCUAAAGCUCGAGCUAAAGCUUCAAAUGCAUCCAGAUAAGUUUGUUUUUUGGCAUGACACAAGACCCCUCCUCAACUUUCAAACUAAAGCAAUCAAUUCCAGCUGAAGACAAGGCAGAUUUCCCUGUCUUAUCAGUUUUAUGUUUGCAGAUAUGAUGAACUAAAGUUAGAAAAACAGGAUUUUUAUUAAGUUUAAGACCAGAUUUAAGAUAAAUAAUAGUUGUUUUCUUAUUCUAGCCAGAAAGUAUACAAUGUCUAAUCUAAACUUUAUGAUUUAGGUGGCAACUAAAGAGUUGGAGAAAGAUUUGUCCAUUGAGAAAAUCUGUAUCGACUAGAAGUGGCUGGAUUGAUCCAAACAUAUCGAUAAGAUCAAUGACAAGUCUGCAUCUGUAUCGGAUCAAUACUAGCAAGUCCGUCGCUGCAGUCUGCUGCUUAUCUCCAUCAUGGCUUCUCUCUUGUAUUUGCUGUGCGCUCUGUGCUGGACGUUCAGGCCGUGCUGCAGCGUCAGCUCGCCUGAGUGGUUCCAAAACAUGACCACAAACCUCUUCAGCUUGCCUGGAGAUGUAACUCUUGGAGGACUUUUUCCAAUUAACCAGCAAUCGAACAGCAGCGGUUUCAUUAGUGAGCCGUACAGCAUCAAGUGUGAAAGUUUGAAUGAAUAUGGACUUGGUCUCGCUCUGGUGAUGAAAUAUGCCGUGGAUGAGAUCAACGGAAAGCAGGAUAUUCUCCCAGGCGUCAAAUUAGGUUAUAAAAUGUAUGACACCUGCAGACACUCUUCAAUCAUUGUGAAGCCCACUAUCUCCUUCCUCACUGAGAAAACAAGCAACGCUCUUUCUGUGGAGUGUAAUUACACCGACUAUGAAACCAGCAUAUCAGCCGUCAUUGGUCCUUAUACAUCGGAAAUGGUGUCAGUCAUCGGAAAGCUUCUAGGUUUCUUUCUGAUGCCUCAGAUUAGCUACGGUGCCACCAGUGACAAAUUCAGCGAUAAUCUUCUCUACCCAUCAUUCUUCCGCACGGUGCCCAGCGACAAAUGGCAAGUGGACGCCAUGGUUCAGCUCAUGUAUGAGUUUAACUGGACCUGGGUCGCUGUGAUCGGCAGUGAGGAGGAGUAUGGACAAAGCGGUGUGCAGCAGUUCUCCAAAGUAGCAGAGAAUAAGUCUGUGUGUGUGGCCUAUCAGGGCCUGAUCCCGGUGUACACUGACCCAGGACCAGCAGUCCAAACCAUCAUCAACAACAUCAAAACAACAGAGGUCAAAGUGGUGAUCGUGUUUGCCCUCCCAGAACCAGCUGCAUUCUUUUUUGAACAGGUCGUCCAGGAAAAUUUAACAGGUGUGUGGAUCGCCAGCUCAAGCUGGAUAAUCCACAAUCGACUCAUUUCCAUCCCCAAGAUCAAAGACAUUGGCACAAUCAUUGGUUUUGUUGACAAGUUGAAUAGUCUGGAUUUGCUGAACAACUACACAGAAACACUCCUCAGAAAAAUAAGUGAGGAAAGGGCAAAUAAUGCUACCAUACAACCAAAGUCUCAUGAUCCUGACAAUCCAUGCCCACAGUGUUGGUACCUGUCACCAGCUAACAUCACCUUGGUAAAUGACCUUGCAGUGAAGAGACUGGGCUUCGCUGUAUAUUCUGCCGUCUACAGCGUAGCGCAGGCACUGCAUACGUUGCUUGAGUGUGAUUCAGCUGGCUGUAACUGGCGACCAGACUCAAAAAUCUAUCCUUGGAAGCUGUUGGAGGUCCUGAGGAAUACUUCCGUUAACAUAAGUGGCACAAUUUUAGAGUUCGACAAAAAUGGUAACCCAAAUGUCGGGUACAACUUGGUGGAGUGGAUCUGGGAGACCUCAGGCAAAGUUGCCUUCAAAAAUGUGGGAAAUUAUUAUCAAAACAAACUGUUCAUCAAUGCAUCUCGCUUUGAAUGGCACACUGAGAACUCAACGGUUCCUCUGUCGACCUGCUCAGCGCAGUGUGCCGAUGGCCAGGUUCGCAGAGUUAAAGGCUUUCAUUCCUGCUGCUAUGACUGCAUUGACUGCUUGGCUGGCACGUUCCAGGCAAAUAAAGACGACAUCCAGUGCGCCAAGUGUCCUGAACGUCAGUGGUCCAAUGACCGCAGUACUAACUGCACAGCCCCCAUUUUUGAAAUUUUGGGAUGGGACUCAGAUGAUGCCCUGAAGAUUAUACUGGCAGUUCUUGCGCUGCUUAUAUGUCAAGUGUCAGUGGCUGUCGUGUUCCUGAUCCACCGAGGAACCCCACUGGUGAAGGCCUCAGGGGGAGUCCUGACCUUCCUGGCUCUGCUCAGCUUGAUGGGAGGCUGUCUGAGUUUAUUUCUCUUCCUGGGGGAGCCUGACGAUGUGGUGUGUCGUCUUCAGCUACCACUCAUCACUAUUUUCCAAUCUGUAGCCCUCUCCAUUAUCUUGUCUAUCUCACUGCAAAUAUUCCUUGUGACAGAGUUCCCAAAGAAGGUCGCUCCCCACCUGCGUACGCUCCGAGGCCCUGGAAGCUGGCUGUUUGUGCUGAUCUGCUGUUCUGUUCAGGCUGGACUGUGCGGCUGGUUUGUUCAAGAAGAACCCUCUCUUACUGCGUAUAAGAACAAUAUGGAGAUCAAUUUCAUGAAGACCUUUUUGCCAUGCCCUGUGUCUCCAGAUAAACUUGCUGUCAUGCAAGGCCUCAAUGCUGCCAUGGCCCUUGUGUCAUUCAUGUCCACCUUCAUGGCAAUUAAACCCCAUCAUCAAUACAAUCUUGCCAGGGAUAUCACCUUCUCCACUCUUAUCUAUUGUGUGAUUUGGGUGAUCUUUAUUCCAGUCUAUACAGGGUUGACAGCAAAUAUACUCACUGUGUCAAAGAAUAAAUCUACUGUUCAUGUUUAUUUCACUCUGGCAGGUAACUUAGGGCUGGUGGUUGCUUAUUACUUCCCAAAAUGCUACUUGCUGUUUAAGAAUCCUGAUUCCAACACUCCAGAGUACUUCUGUACUUUCUUAGAAGGCGUCCCACCAACACCGCCCCAGGAGGAGCCAGAGCCACCACCAGCCAAAUAAGCUACCAACCAACUAACCAACCAAACAAUCAACCAAGCAAUCAACUAACCAACCUACCUACCUACCUACCUACCUACCUACCUACCUACCUACCUACCUACCUACCUACCUACCUACCUACCUGCCUACCUACCUACCUACCUACAAACCAAACAAUCUACUUACCUAUACCGACUGAACUCUAUUAACCUGUUUAUUUCACCUUAAAUGUUGCCUGUAGGUUGACCUGCAGAGUUCAGCAUGUGAAUUACUCUUAUGAAAAACUCCUCUUUCCAAAUGCCUAAUGAUAGAAGAAGGCCAUGUGCUGACAAUCUUAUUGCAAAGAAAAUAAAUAGGUAUGAUUGUACAACCAGCAGUGGUCUUAUGUAUUCACUCUUAGAAACUGAGCUCUGCUAAACAUUAAUAGUGCACAUUUUCACAAAGGCUUCACUUUUAAUAGAGAAUACCUCCAGAAUUGCAUGAUAGAGAGGAUGUAAUAGACUGUCUGUAGUCCUGAUCUCAACCCCAUAAAAUCAAUAAAAUUAAGAAAAUGAUGGACAACUCUGACCAUCCUCUUCAUGAGACUGUUUGGGAAAACAGAGUGUCUUCAGUAAAAGGCUUCUUCAAAUUUGCUGUAACAGAGACUGUUACAAAAUGUCUUUCCUGCCAAUAAUCAUCAUUAUUUACAAUAACUUUUGAAGAAUUUGAAUUAAUAUGAGUUACAGCCCACUAAUAUAUUUUUCUUUCAGAUGUUAAAUGAUUUUAAUAAUACAUUUCAACAUUGUAACAUAUUUAAGUAAAAGGGCUUUUGAGAAAUAGAAACUAAAUUUUUCUUUCUUUCUGUGCUUUCUUUAAUAUGUAUGAACUACGUGCUCCUUUUGGUUGUUUUUUGUGCAAUAGUUACAUUAUGUUAGUACUUCAAACUGAUUUUGUAAGAUAGUUAUUUUCUAA
Molecule: messenger RNA, 4120 nt
Organism: Poecilia reticulata (guppy)
Lineage: Eukaryota; Metazoa; Chordata; Actinopteri; Cyprinodontiformes; Poeciliidae
Gene: tas1r3
Product: taste receptor, type 1, member 3
Biological process (GO): sensory perception of umami taste; sensory perception of sweet taste; G protein-coupled receptor signaling pathway
Cellular component (GO): plasma membrane
Molecular function (GO): G protein-coupled receptor activity
Source: RefSeq, a predicted model, not a curated record